AUGCGGUAUCGCCUCAACCUGCUGCAGACGCUCGUGUGCGCCACGUCCCACGUCAUCACGCCGGGGCAGGCGGAGGGGCUAUGGCUUGCCCUCGUGGAGAGGGCUGUUUCCACCGCGGAGCUGGACUCGAGCUUCCAGGCGCUGCUGGGCCUGGGGAGGGAAGCGCCGGAGGGGCUCGCCGCCCUCGCCGGCACUUUCUUCGAGCGCAUGUGCUGUCAGGGUGGGGGCCCGGCGGCGGGGAACGGACACUGCCGGGGGGUGCGGGGCGGCUCGACGACGGUGGCAACCCCGGAUCUCAUGGCCGUCGAUGCGGAGGAGGAGGAGGAGGCCAGACGGCAGCACACGACGCGCCGGCGGCAGCAGCAGCAGCAGCACUUCCACAUCGACAAGCUGCGCCCGUCCGGGUUCCGGUUCUUCAUCUGCUGCCUCGAGGUCACCAACCUCGCCAGCGGAUGUCUACGUCCCCGUAGCCCUAGCGGUGGCAGCGGCGGCAGCGCUGACUCUAGCCCCGAAGACCCAGGGCCGAUGCCGGGGCCAAUGCCGGAGCUCGAGCCGCCUGAGGGGGAGGCGGGGGGAGACGCAGGGGAGGCGGGGGGGGUCGGGAGUUACGUCGUGGUGAGCAUGGAACUGCUGGGGCUGGAGACGUUGUGGAGCAUCGCGCUCGAGGUGGAGGAGGAGGAGGUCUCCGAGGCGGCGAUCAAGAAGCUGUGCGAGCUCUGCCUCCAUGUGGAAGUGUCGGACGAGCUUUCGGCCGACACUGUUGCCAGAGAACGCGCGGCCUUCGUGUCCCGCUGCACCGACCGCUUGGCGAGGGCCGCGGACACCCUGAGGGCGGGGGCGACGCCUUCUGACGGGGGCAGUGUUGGUGUGGAAGCGCAGCAGCACCGGAAGACGGCCGUGGUUAGCGCGACCCGUUCCCUGCAGCUGCUGCUGGCCUACCUCGAGGAGGCGGGCGACCGCAUGCGCGCCCAGGGGCUGUCGGUGCACAGCCACUGCGGGAACCAGCAGUUACUGCAGCACUCGCGCGGCACGAUGGCCGUGCGGGUGCAGCCCAGCGGCGGGAAGGAGACGGAGGUACAAGUCUUCCCGGGCCAGACCGUGCAAUGCUUCAGGGUGGCCGUCGCGAUUAGCCUGGGCCCGGAGUGGACGGCAGGCACGACCCGCCUGCUCUACCGGGGACGCGAGAUGGACGCGGACGACAAGACCCUCGAGGAGCAAGGAGUUCUAGAAGGUUCAAUGGUACACGCGGCGAAGCGGCUCACGCCACAGACGAGCGAGCAGCGGACGACAAUCACACCGCGGACGAAGCUGACCCUCCGUGUCAGGCCCCCGCAGCCGGAUGGAGAAAAGGCCACCCCUACCGUACUGAGACCGGUCUCGCGAGAGCCGAGCGAGGCGGCCGACGGCGCAGGCAGCAGCCCCGCCGCCCCGGGCUCGCCGCCCGCCGCACAGCGGGGACGAAAACGCGCGGCCUCCUGCGACGCCGCGGACCCGGCUCCCCGAAAGGACCUUGCUGCGGCGGGCGCUGCUCCGGGAAGGGCAUGGAAGGGCAGCGGCGGCGGUGGUAACGGUAGUAGCGGUGGCGCUGGUGGCGGUAGCGCUGGUGGCGGCGAGGGGGUUGGGAGCUCUGCCGCCACCUCGAUGGACAUCAGAACAAGCAGCGGCAGCAGCCCGGCGAAGAAACCUCCGGAGGUCGGAAGCAGCAACGGCGGUAGCAACGGUCACGCUUCUUCUCCCUCGAGAAAAGCGGCGGCGGCGGCGGAGCCGGCGGAGCAGGCGGUGCCGGCACAGGGGGUGCCGGGACGCCUGCCUGGAUUUUCGAGCGGCGACGGUGACGCCUCCUCGCCCGUCGAGGAGGUCAGCAGCGCCGGGGUGGUGGCUGGCAACGGCGGCGGGAGCGUGGUGGUCGAAGGCUGCAUGAAGGUCACGCCGCCCUCGGAGCUUCCUCUCCUUGAGCUCGAGAAGCAGUCAACCGUGGACACGCUGUUCGAGCUCAUGGAGUCUGGGCAGAGCGUGAGCGUGUUAGUGUGGGACCUGCUGAUGAAGAUGCCGACCAACAUGAGGCUCUUCAACGGGUUCUUGUCCAUUGGCCUCACCACAGGACCGACGAUUGCGCGACAAGAACACGCCGCCGCCGCCGCGGCCGUUGAGGGCGGCCCGCUGUCCCUCCUCCAAGACGCCUCCUCCAGCCGCCUCCUGUACUCGCUCAUGAUCGUGGAGCACCUCUUGAGCCGGGACAUGUCCACGCCCCUCCUCAUCGCCGACGUGCCCCCCAGCGGCGGCAACGGCGGCGAACGGAGCUUGGAGCAGCAGCAGCAUGCGUCCGGACACGACGAGAGCAAUUCCGUCGCGACGACCGUCCGCCUAGCCGCGAUAACGGCGUUCACUGGCGGCGGUGGUCUCACCGAAAGCGCUACGGAGAUAAAGCCCGGCAUGAACGGGGUAGCGGGACAGGAGCCGGCCACCGCCGGUGGCGGUGGCGGUGGCGAUGGGAAUAGCGACGGUGACUGGGAGGUGUACCAACCGGCGGCGUUUGGUGUCGGCGGCGGGGCUUGCAGCGAUUUUGUGGCCGGCUGUGGCGGCGUAGAUGUAGGUGAGGUCGUUGGUGUAGGUGGAGCGAAGAUCGGCCGGAGAACAUGGCGUGAUCGGUUCGUCGGCAGCGGGGGCAUCGAUGCCCUGGUGGAGCUGGUGCUGACGAGGGACUGGGAUGCUACUCGAGGGUGUCGGGACUGCGGGGGCGAGGAGAGGGGCUGGCCCGGGGAAAGCACCGCGGCGAUCUCUCUGGCUUGCCUCGCGCUGCUGCUGGUGCUCCUUGAGAGGUUCAUGGAGGAAGGGUACUUGCCGGAGCCGCGGCAGCUGACGAGGCUGAUGGAGCGUCUCCCGGUCAUUCUCUUUACCACCUGCCGUUGCUACCGUGAGCUAGCGGCCCCGGCGGCUGGCGCGACGUCGGGAACGUCUACGACGAGGCCUAGGCACCCCGCCGCCGCCGCCACCGCCGCCGCUGCUGCGACCACCACCGCUACCGCCAGCAAGGGAGAUUUCGACCCGCUGGUGGAGACAGUGCGAGCGGCGCGCUCCUGCUCGGCGAUCAUCACCAACCUUCUCACGCUUCCCCGCCCGCCGCCGCCUCCCGCCGGUCCCGCCGGAAGCGGGGGAGGGUCGGCGGCGGCGGCGGCGGCGGCGGCGGCGGCGGCCACGGCCGCCGUGCAGGAGUGCUUGACGCUGAGCGCGAGGGCCGGCAUGGCCAUGACCAUGGUCUCGAGCACGGCGUUCGGGGAGGCGGUGAGGGAGGCGCUCGUGCGGACCCCGUCGCGGGAGCUGCGGGAGAACGCGAUGGGGGUGAUGGCCGCCCUCGCCGGGAUCGACCGCGAGGUCGCGGGGGGGGCGGGGGCGUACGAAGGCGGUGGCGGCGGCGGCGGCGGCGGCGGCGAGUUCGUUAGUCAGACCACGGUUAUGGCUCAGCUUUUGAUUUCGCUGGUGCCCUACGGCAGGAACGAGCCCGACGGGGCCAAGUGCCGCGAGCUCUACCAGCUCCUUUCCGACUUCCUCAGCAAGGGGAACGUGGACGCUUGCGCGCUUUGCGCCACCCUCCCGGCCCUGCGCCCCCCCCCGCCCGCGGCGCCCCCCGUAGCUGCCGGGAGCGGGUCGACAUCACCCCAUGCCACUGGCGAAAACGCCGCCAACAACGGCGGCAGCGGUGGCAGCCGCGGCGGGAUCGACGGUGGCGGCGGCGGCGGCCAUGUGGACACGUCCUUCUACCGCAUUGACGGUCCGCUCCCGGCCCCGGCGUCCGCCGACGAGCGGGAGUCCGCCUCGACGGCUGUGGCGGCGCUCUCGGAGGCGGUAGCGGCCGACGGGGUGCCCGCCCUGGCCCAGGUGGUGCCGCUGCUGGUCUGGCUCAUGCGGCUGAUCGUGAAGCCGCGGGCGACCGCGGCCGACGCCCACCUCUCCGGGCUGCUCGGGCUCGCGCGCAUCGUCAUCGGCUGGUUAGGGCCGCGGGGUAAGGAGGCGGUGGGCCUCCGGGGGCUGGAGGGGAUAUGCGCGGCCGAGGGGGGGGUGGUGGGCACGCGGGGGAGGGGCUUGCUUCACCACGUCUACCACGAGUGCUUGUUCGAUAUCGCGACGCACGACAACCACGGGCCCUUGGCCCCUCCCAAGUGCAGGUCCGAAGGUUGUCGGGCCAACGCGUUCGGGCUGCUGACGGAUCUCGCCACCGACUGCCGGGCGAACGUGGCCGUCCUCAUCGACCUCCUCCUCCGCCACCACUCGAGCUCCUCCCCCUGCCAGUCCCCGGCCGCCGCCGUCGCCGCAGCGGCAACGGUAAAGCCCCCGAAGCCGACUCGGUCCGCAUCCUCCCCUGACGCCAAAGGCGGGGCCGGUUGCGUGGAGCGGGUGUCGUGGGCGUACGCGCCGCGGCAGACGGACAAGGCCGAGUGCGGGUACGUCGGGCUGCAGAACCUGGGGGCGACCUGCUACAUGAACUCGCUGCUGCAGCAGCUCUUCAUGGUCCCCGCCCUCCGGUUCGGAGUGCUGAGCUGCGACCCGUUCUUCAGGACCCCGGAGCAGAUCGAGAAGGGGGAAGGGGUGGUCCCUAGGGAGGAGAACCUGCUUUACCAGCUCCAGGACGUGGACGAGUUUCUGCUUGUGUUCCUGGACCGGUUGGAGACGCAGCUGUCCGGCCUACCUCAGAGACGCCUUCUUCAACAUGUCUUCGGGGGGCAGCUCUGCAACCAGCUGAUAGGCGCGGAGGCUGUCUGCCCCCACGUGAGCGAGCGGCAGGAGGACUUCUUCGUCCUGGGUCUGGACGUGAAGGGCAAGCGGUCCAUCACCGAGAGCCUCCAGCUCUACGUCGAGGGGGAGGUGCUCGCGGGAGACAACAAGUUCCUCUGCGCUCAGUGCAACGAGAAGCGGGACACGCUCAAGCGCACGUGCAUCGCCCGCCUCCCUAACGUCCUCUUCCUGCACCUCAAGCGGUUCGAGUUCGACAUGAUGGAGAUGAGAAAAGUUAAGGUCAACGACAAGUGCGAGUUCCCGAUGGAGCUGGACAUGCGCCCGUACACCAAGGAAGGUCUCGCCCGACAGCAGCAGCAGCAGCAAGAGGAGAAGGGCGGAGCAACCUCAACCGGUACCGCGAAGGUCGGAGGGUCUCCCAGAGAGGAGGAAGGGGAGGCUUUCCCCGACUCGUACUACGAGUACAAGCUCGCGGGCGUCCUGGUGCACAUGGGAACGGCCGACUCCGGCCACUACUACAGCUACAUCAAGCGCAGGGACACGCAGGGAGGCGGCGACAUCCCGGCCUCAUGGUUCUGCUUCAACGACGCCUCGGUGACCCCGUUCGAUCCGGAUAGCCUGGGCAUGACCUGCCACGGGGGUUACUCCAUCAGCCCCACCGGCCGCGGCCACACGCCCAAGCAGUUCUCCGCCUACAUGCUCAUCUACGAGCGCGAGUUCAUCCUGCCGAACCCAGCGCCCCCGGCCACCCCAUCUCCGACGGCGGAUGCUGCCGCGGUGCCUCACGACGGCGGCGGCGAAAGAUCAUCGGGAACUGUCAGCGGCGGCGGCGUUGCUGCCUCGCCUUGUGGAACGCCGUCGCGAGCCGCCGCGGCCGCCGUCGCCGCGGCGCCCUCAAGCGAUGGCGCCGUAAAAGCGGCUGCGGUUGCUGUUGUCGCAGACUCCUCUGCUGCGGCCGGGAAUAAAGGAGAGGCCUUGCGUGCCCCCCGCCUCGGGGGAACCCCCGCGGAAAACGGCAAGCCGACGGGAGUGGAGGACAUGGAGGUCGAGGCGGAGGAGGAGGCGGCGGGUGGGGGGGGAGGGGGGGGGGGCAAGGGCGACCCCCAAAAGGCGGCGACCAGAGAGUUCGUAGCGGGGGGAAACGGGGAGGCGGUGUCACUGGGGGGGGCGGGGGACGAGUGGGAACCCCCGUGGAUGGGAGUGCCUCGACCUUCGGAGCUCGUGCCCCCUUCGAUUUUCCAGGCCUGCUGGAUGGAAAACCGCCUCUUCCUGAUGGACAAGAACGUCUUCAGCUCCGAGUACCUGGACUGGGUGUGCGACCUGACGGCGCUCGUGCCUCCCCCCAGGGUCCCGCCGAGCGGCAGCGGCAGCACCGAAGGCGCUCGCAUCGCCGCGGGGGGGGACGACGUUGACGAGGUGGAGCUUUCGACGGCAAAGGUGGCGCUGUUUUUGGCGCUCGACACGGUCGCGCGAGCUAAGGACAAGGAGAGGCUGUCCCAGCUGAUGGGGUAUGCCAAGAGGUGGUUCCGCUCCAGCCCGACCGUGUGCCGGUGGGCGCUCGAGCAGAUGACGGCGAACAACUACUGGCAGCACACCAUGCUGCUCCGCUGCAGCCUCCAGGGGGUGCGUUUCGAGUUCCUGCACCUGUGCGUCGACCUUGUCCGGUCCUACGCCCCCUACGAGCGACACAAGUACUACGAGGAAGACCCCUCGAUCGGGGCAAACCUCUACCUUGCAGCCGUCAGGCAGCAGCAGCAGCGGAAGGGGGAGCGGGGACGGGGGGAGGGGGGCGCGGACGGCGGUGGCGGGGGGGGUGCCGGCGGCGGCGCGAGUUCGGCUCGGGGAGUGGCGGCCGGGGAUCCUCAGGCCGUCUUGGCCAGCGCUGGGUUGUCGACCAAGGACAGCACGGUGGUGGUGCCGGCGGGGCAGUAUCGGCGGAUGGGAGGAGUGUUGGGCUCGGAAUCGUCGUUCUCGUCUAACGAUUCUCCCGGCUCUACUGGCGGCAGAUCUGAUCUCGUUCCCAGCGACGACGCCCAGUUCGGCGACCACGACGAAGACUGGGCGCCCCCCCCCAACUCCCCCAACGCCUCCCCGUACAUGGAAAACCACGUCGAUCUCGAUGGCGACGACGAUGACGAUGACGAUGGUACGAUUCCGGUUCACUUCGGCGCGAAUGAGUGCAAAGGCCGUCAGAGAGAAGAAGAAGGCGACGACGACGAAGGUUUGCUGGCGCUGUUGCCGAGGAGGGUGGCACGAGAUCCGAUGGAGGAGGAAGACUUCGACGACGAUGACGCUAGUGAUGGCGACGACGAGGGACAGGCUAUUGUAGAAGAGCACUGCAGUGGUGGAGAUGGCGGAGGCCCGUCGGGGCCGUCGAUUAAGCGAGAGUUGUCCGCGAAGGAGCAAGAGCUGGGACCGGAGACAGAGGACGAGGAUCUCGCGGAAGGGGGAGGGCUUGGUAGCCGAUCAACGUCUCCGUCGCUGUCGUCAUCGUCUUCGUCAGAAGAAGGGCCUUCGGCGGCGGCGGCGGCGGCGGCGCGUUCCCCUUCCUCGCUCUCUCUUCGUCGGUCGCCGUUACCUCAGACGCCGCCGCCGCCGCCGUUGCCUUGUUGUCUAGUACUCGCAGCGGCAGCGGCGGCGGCUUUGCGCGACUUGUCGGAAGAGGAAGAUAUAACCCAAGGCAAGGACGGGUACGGACAAUGGCCGCCAUCCCCACCGGCGCCGGAGACCGGUGUUGGUGGCGGUACUCCUAGCGCGACCGCCCCGGCUGCCGCUACUGGUGCCGAUUCCGGAGGAGUCGGGACGGGUGCGGACGCGGCGACCGCAGGCGCGAGCCCCGCCAUCGCUGCCGGCGGCAUCACCGGCGGCGGCGGCGGCGGCGGCCGGGGUAGCCGACGGACGGGGGGGCAAGAAGAGUGCGACGGCUGCGAGGUUAGCGCCGCCAACGCGGACGAGGACGACGCCGACGAGGACGACUCCAUGUCCGAGGCCAAUCAGAGGGUCCUGGCGGCGAAGACGAGGACGCGGCGAGUGGGCAUGGCCGUGAUAACCAGGCUAGGGAAGCGGGCAGCCGCCGCCGCCCCGCAGCACGAUGGCUCCGGUCGCGGUGUCAGCAGCGGCGGCGCCGAAGGCGAAGUAGGCGCGGCGAAACCGGCACAGGCAGCGGCGACGGUGGAGGCAAGCGAGGAGGUGCGGCAGCGGCGGGAAGAGCGCCCUCAAGCGGCGCAAUCUAAACCGGUUGGGAGCGAGGGCGGCGGUAGCGGUGCGCCGAACGGGGACGCGGCGGGUUCGUCGAAGAAGCGGCCUCUGUCAGCGUUGGGGGUGCUGGCCCCCAGCGGCUGUCGCCGAGAGGCGGCGUCGGGGAAGAGGAGGGUUGGGGAGCAGGGGGCGAGAGUGCCGUCGUCGCCGUCGUCCCUGUCGUCGGUGUCUGACGACGGUCAGCCACAGGUGCAGCCAUCCAGCGCGGACGUGGAGAGCGUCCUAUUCGAGGAGGCACCGAGGCGACUGAGGUGGUGGAACUGCGUGGCUCUCGUGCCGCGCUUCGUCGGCACCAUUCUCGACCUUCUGCACGAGUUGCACUCUUCCAGCGACAGGGGCACCAGCGGCUUCAGGUCGUCGAAGGUUAGCGGCUGCGACCCCAGCCCCCGCAGGACGCCCGUGGUGCAGAGGCGCAAGCAGUCGGAGCACCUGUUCGGACUCCUGCUGGAGAUUGGUCGCAUCAGCCACGCGGAAACCAGGCUGCUUCUGCGCGCAGGGACGAUCCCGAGCUCCUGGACGACCUUCACGACCGCCUUCGCCCCCUGCCUGAGGCUGCUGGCGGAGCUGGCGUGCUCCUGCGCCAUGUCCGGGAACGAGCCCUCGCCGCUACUGUUCCCAGUGCCCGAGGCCUCUGCCGAAGAGCUGACGACAACCAGCAGCAGCGACACGCAACCCGCGGCCGGCAACGACGACAAUGCUUCCGCCUCCGCAGCGGCCGCCCGCCGCCCCAUCAAGGCGGUCUUGUCGGUGCCCGCCCGCGUGCUCGGGGCUUGCCUGCCGGACACGAUGGACGAGGACCUCAAGGACAAGGUCGGGGAGGAGCUGGUCGUCCUGCCCAACGACGCCGAGGCCAGGAUGCUCACGAACGCGGCUGUCCUAGAGAUCCUCUUCAUGGGCAGGCCCAAGCCCACGAUGGCCCUCGGGCUGAUGCCGCUCGCCCACCACGCGGAGCAGCUGCGGUGCCUCCUUCGGCUGUCGAAGCACCUAUGCUGGAACAACACCAGGACAACUCACGCUGUGUUGUGCGAGUGCGCUCGCGGGCUGCACGAGGGACAGAUGCCCAGUUUCCACAUGCACCUCAGGGUGCUCCUGGGACUCGUCGGCGUCAUGGACAGGUACACCCACAUGCGGAUUCGCCAAGUGUCCAAUCACGUCAUCAGGGCUGCCGAGAUGAACAUGGACUACCCGAAGGAGUGUUCGGAGAUCCUGGGCGUGUUCGCGAAGGCCCUUCUCGGCAUGACGCCCGACCUGGUGCCCCUCGAGCUUCUCGACGCCCUCCGCGGCACCCUGCAGGACCACACCGAGUCGCUGGUGACCAGCUUCCUGCUCAACGUCAGGCUGCCCUCGGACGCCCGCCAGGCGGCCGCCCUCUGCCUCCUCCUGGAGGUCCCGCGGGUGUGGGCCCUCAACGGGUCCCCGACUCCGACGGGGAUUCCCUACCGCCGGCCCCCCGCCGCCGCCGCGGAGCACGGCACCGGCGGCAGUGGCAACGCCUCCUUCGUGUCCGCUGCUACUGCCGCUUCGGCAACCGGCACUACCGCCGCCGCUGCGUCGGGGGGAACCGGGGCAGAGGCUUGGGCGGGGGUUACCCAGCAGCAGCAGCAGCAACAGGGCACCACCGCUGCUGCUGCGGCGGCGGCGGCGACGACGGGCUCGCGGUGGGGCCGCGGGGGAGGGGACGCCGGGGCGCGGGAGAGGGAGGACCAGCUCCGGAAACAGGCAGAGGAUGCGGCGGAGACCCAAGCAGUGGCUGCAGCUUUCGCCGACACGGACUACGCGAUGCGGCCUGAUGAGGGCAACAUGAGCACGGGCAGCAGUGACGAGGUCCAGAUUGUUGGUGUUGUUCCCGGCAAAACGGGUUCCGUAGGGGGCACCGUGAAUGGCGGUGAUCAUGGUGGGUCCCUCGAUUCUGGGUCCCCUCGCCCUUACGGCCCUCAGCGGCAGCAGCAGCAGCAGCAGGAGCAGGAGCAGGGGCAGGAGGGAGGCGUUGGUGGAGAAGCCAAUGGGGGUCGGGCCGCCGAAGCGCAGCAGCAGCCGCAGCAGGCAGGGCAGCAGCAGGAGGAAGUUGAGGAGGGGGAGGACCUCUCCGAGAUGUGUAUUCACGAUGCCCUUUGGCUGCUGAGCAGGCUCAUGAAGGAGUUACCGGAGAUGGUUAACAUCAUAGAGGCUCACGGGAAGACCCACCAGCCAAUGCAGUUCGUGGAGAUGAUCCAGGCGAUGAUCACCCUCUCGACCGGUAGCCAACUCGAGAAGGCACAUCUGGCGGGGCACCUCCCCGCCAUUUUCAAGCUCCUCUUCAAGCUUGACAGACUGAGACGAGAGAACGACCACACCAAGGGAGUUUUGCUGGAGUUCAUAUGCGAUGCGAUGGAGAAGCACCCGGAGCUGUACGUCUGCUUGAAGGACGAGACGAUCGUGCAAGGGUUGACGAUGUUCUUCGUCCUCUGGCACGACAAGAAAGCCAGCAUCGAGUACAACGCGACCUACUCGUCCAUGUACUACGACCUCCUGCUGAAGGGGUGCCUGCUGUACCCCUCUUUCCUGGAAGCCGUCAAGUCCGCCAGCAGCCUCAUUUGGAGCAUGGAGUGGUUUCUACUCAGGGGAUACGCCCCAUCCUUCAAGAUGGCGACGACGCUCAUGUCGAUCUUCACGCUCUGCCUACGGAAGUACGGCGCGGGGUACGCCAGCCACGCUCUCUCGUGGACUCUCGGGCCUCAUGCCAAGGAGGUCUACCUCAAGGUGGGAGACGGGCCGAACCCGCGCCUACCGUUGUACGCUCUGUGGAUGAUCGAGGCUUGCGUCCGCCGGCCACAGUCCGGGUGGGACUCCGGUCCGGAGGGCGACGCCAUGGAGACGUUCAUCAAGUGCGGAGGGCUCGAUCAGGAGGUUCGACGAAAGGUGACCGUACUCUGCGAGAGGGUGAUCCUGAGCGUGCACGGCUGGCUCAACGAGGGCCGGGAGGUCGUGGUCCCCUCGCUGCGUCGUCGCGAUCAAGGAGGGGGAGGAGGGCCGUCGUCGUCGAGAAGAAGGGGGGCCACGCAGGCGGGAACUGCGGGGUCAGGGGGGGGCGCUUCGACGAGAAGAGCAACGACAACGGCACCGUCCGUGGGUAGUGGACGCAAGCGAGCGCGAGGGGAGGGGGGUGCCAGGGUCCCCGCUGUUGGGGGCAGGAGUGGGGGUGGCGGCGUGGAUGGGUCUGAGCCGGCGUCAACGGCGACGGGGGCGGCAGCACCAGCAGAAGCGCAAGUUGGCGGGGGAAACAGCGACCGGUCGGUGCCGGGCAAGGGGAAGAGCAGCUUCAGCGUGAGCGUUACUGUCGGCGGGGACAAGGGUGGGGGUAGGGGGCGGGGGAGGAGAAGAAGGGCUUCCGCUAGAGAGGAUGGAGAGGAUGUCGAGAUGGAAGACGCUAACGAUGUGGCGGGUGAUGCGGAUGAGGCUGAGGCUGAGGCAAGGCGGGGGGAAGAAAAGGAGCAACAGCGCCGACGUGAGUGUCGUCGCAAGAGGCUGGCCUUGCUGGUGAACAAGUGGACCCAUGCCGGCGUAGCGUGCCGGUGGCUGUUGCAGCACCUCUUGACUUCGGAACAGAGUCAGGCGCUUGUUGCUGCCGCUGCCGCUGCCGCUGCCGCUGCUGCGGCUGGCGCACCGCCCGGGCAGGGAGGGGUCUGCUGGGACCGGGGACGUGUUGGAGGCAACAGGCGAGAGCAGUACUGCCUUGUGUGUCGCCUAGACUCCCAUGAUAUGUAG
Molecule: messenger RNA, 11733 nt
Organism: Ectocarpus siliculosus
Lineage: Eukaryota; Phaeophyceae; Ectocarpales; Ectocarpaceae
Source: the annotation of a GenBank genome assembly